ACUAGUUCUGAGUACACAAAGUCUGUAUAUUUUGAGGGUCCAAGUUGGAGUUGGGCCUCUCCAUCUAGUAUGUCAGAACUUCUUGCCUUGAAGACAAAAUACCCACAUGCCCCUGUAAUCAUGGGAAAUACAACAGCAGCUUUAUCAAUUAAGCUAGGGAAAUUCAGCAAAUCACCUAUAUUACUAUAUGGAGGUAAAAUAGAAGAGUUAAAGCAGGUCAGUGUAACAGAUGAUGGCGUCAGUUUUGGUGCCGCCGUGACAGUGACUGAAUUAGGCCAACAUUUACAACAAAUGAAGAAUGAAAUUCCAGAAAGUAAAAGAGAAUAUUUUACAGCACUAGAGGAAAUGGUAGGGAGAUAUGGAGCAGAUCAGAUCAGGAAUGUUGCUACAUUGAGUGGAAGUAUACUGUCAGGAAGGUCCAACUCUGAUAUUAUAACUCUGUUUACAGCCCUUGAUGCCAGUGUGUGUCUGAUUUCAGCUAAUGGUGAGAGAAAAGCUGGAAUUGAAGGACUUUGUCUGCAGGAAAAUGAGGUCAUUAAAUCAGUGUGCAUCCCAAACAGUGAUCAGGGUACUAAAACCAAGAGUAUGUUCUUCAAACAAGCACAGAGAAGAACAUUCUCAUUGGCUAUCAUUAACUGUGGACUGGUUGUGACAUUGUCAGAUAAAAGGAUGGUGGAAAAACUAAGGAUUUGUUUUGGAGGGAUAGCUGACAAAGCAGUUUUGGCAAGAAAGACAAUGAAGUUAGCAGUUGGGAGGAUCUGGGAUGAUGACUUGCUUCAAGAUGUCAUUGUCAGUUUGUCAGAAGAUUUUGCGUCUGACAAUGGCAAGCCUGUUGACAACUACAAGCUCUCCGUGGCAACAGCUUUCUUCUUCAAAUUCUAUAAUCAAGUGAAAACAGAAUUGGGUCAAUCUGGGCCAGGUACCGCAUGUCUGGAUCUACUCACACUUGAACCCUGCUCCGCUACACAAUACUAUGAUGCCUGUACAGAGCCGGGUCAAUCAGAGGACGAUGCAUUAGGCCGACCUAUACCAAAUGUAUCGUCAGAGGCUGUGGUGUCAGGGGAGGCAGUGUAUACAGAUGAUAUGCCUAGAAUGGAAGGUGAGUUGUUCCUAAGCCUUGUCUUAAGCCGUAGAGCUCAUGCUAAAAUUCUGAGUGUGGAUCCCAGUGCGGCAUUGAAGAUGGAGGGUGUGCACAGUUACAUUGAUCAUAGAGAUGUCCCAGGUUCAAAUCUGUGGGGACCCAUUAAAAAGACGGAAGAAAUCUUUGCAUCCAAGGAGGUGUUGUGUAUAGGCCAGCCAAUAGGAGCCAUAUUAGCAGAGAAUAGGGAAGUGGCAGGAAAAGCAACAUAUCUUGUGAAAAUAGAAUAUGAGGAUCUCAAACCAAUACUUACUAUUGAGGAUGCAAUUGAAGCACAGAGUUUCUAUGAAGGUGCACCAUGUGCCCACCAGCUGGAAGGGGACAUAGAGAAAGGAUUUCAGGAGUCUGAUCAUGUUGUGAAUGGGGAAUAUAGGACUGGACAUCAAGAACAUUUCUAUAUGGAGCCACAUGCUGCGUACGCCAUUCCUAAAAUAGAGAAUAAUGAACUGGAGAUUUAUUGUACAGCACAACACCUGAUGAACUUACAGGGGACUUUAUGUGAAGCAAUAAAUGUUCCCAAGCAUAAAGUGAAUGUCAGGAUCAGACGACUUGGUGGAAGUUUUGGCGGGAAAGAUACAAGAAAUGCAAUGGUUGCUGCGCCAGUUGCUAUAGCAGCACACAAAUAUAAACGCCCCGUGAGAUGUGUAUUACCGAGGGAGAUCGACAUGGAGAUUACUGGCAAACGUCAUCCUUUCCUCGGAAAAUAUAAGGUAGGAUUCAAUAAGGAAGGGAAGAUGAAAGCAUUAGAUUUGAAGCUAUACAAUCAAGGAGGACACUCUUUGGACAAUUCUGUGGAGGUAAUAGGAGUAUCAGUAGACAACUUUGACAGUGGUUACAAAAUCGAGAAUGUAAAAAUCGAGGGUUAUAGCUGUAGGACAAACAUCAUGUCAAAUACGUCAUUCCGUGGUUUUGGAGGCCCACAGGGGGUACUUAUAAUGGAAGAUGUUCUAUUCAAUAUUGCCUGUACCCUCGGCAUCAGUCAAGAGCAGGUGAGGGAGGUAAAUAUGUAUAAAGAAGGGGAUACAAAUCCACAUGGUUUAAAACUUGAGAAUUGCACUGUUAGAGAUCUGUGGGCUAAAUGUAAAGAGGAUAGUAAAUAUGAAGAGAGGCUGAAAAGUGUGAAGGCCUUCAACAGAGAUAAUAAAUUUAAGAAGAGAGGUAUCGCGAUGACCACAGAUAAGUUUGGAGUAGGUUUUCCAGCUGUUUUCUUAAAUCAGGGUACGGCCAUUGUGAACAUUUACACAGAUGGUUCAGUGUUCUUGGCUCAUGGCGGAGUUGAAAUGGGGCAGGGACUGAAUACAAAACUUAUACAGGUAGCAUCAAGAGCACUAGGUGUUCCAGUUGAACUUAUCUACACAAAUGAUACCAGCACAGAGAAGAUUCCUAAUGCUACACUCACAGGGGGCAGUAUGGGUACUGACAUUUAUGCUCCUGCAGUUCUUGAUGCUUGCAAUGUUUUGUCAGAGAGACUUGAACCUGUGAGGACAAGGCAUCCAGACCUGGCUUGGCCUGCACUGGUUAAGAAGGCCUACUUUAACAGGGUGAAACUGGUUGCCACUGGGUUUUCUAGAAAAGAAAAAGAUGUGAACUGGAACAGAAACAAAAGGACAGGAUGGAAUUAUGAUUAUUAUACAUAUGGGGUCUGCUGUACAGAAGUGGAAAUUGAUGUACUUACUGGGGAAAACCAGGUAUUGCAAGCUGAUAUAGUAUUUGAUGUUGGUAAAAGUUUGAAUCCCGCUAUAGAUGUUGGACAGAUUGAGGGUGGUUUCAUACAGGGCCUUGGUAUGGUGACAACAGAGGACAUUGAGCCCGAUGCGACCGGAAAGAUACGGAACUGUAGUCCACUGAGUUACAAGAUACCGAAUGUGAGAAGUAUUCCGAGAAAGUUUAAUGUGACGCUCUUCAAGAACCAUAACUAUGUUACAUCUGCGUAUUCUUCUAAGGGUGUUGGAGAGCCUCCUUUGCUUUUGGCAAUGUCGGUAAUAUCAGCGUUGAAGGAUGCAGUUCAAGAUGCACGUGCCCAGAUUGGUAUACACGGUUAUUUCGAACUAGAUUCACCGGCCACUGUGGAGAAAAUACAAACAGCCUGUGGCAAUCAAAUAAACAAGAAAUAAUUUGAAGACAUUUUAAGUUUGUUUCAUAUUGUAGCAAUAUGGAUUUUUUUCAUCCUAGUCAGCUCGUCAGUUUCGAAAAAAAAGUUAUUAGAAUCCCUAUUUCGCUGUUGUAGUAGUCAUGCAAAAACUUUUAUGUAGCCUAUUAUUCAAACUUUUGAUUUAAAAGUUAUCAAUUUAAAACCUGGAAUGAAUAUUUGCUUAUUAUGAAAAGGUGCAGUUGUGAAACAAGGGGCAUAAUUCUGAAAGCUAUAUCUUUGGAGUUAUGCUCCUUUUUUCUACUCAGAAUUUUUGUUAAAAUUGGUAAUCGAUACUAGUAGUUGUUGCCAUAUUUACAGAUUAGUAUUAACACCACAUGGAGGGCUCUUGUUCUUUUUACCUCUGAUUUUGUAUUAUUAUGGGUGUUGGGCUUUAUAUGACUUGUGUAUUUACUUGUUAGGUUUGUGUUAUUUACCUGUACUAUCAGUGGUCCAGUUUCGGCACAGGACUUGAUCCGACUAGUUCAAUGUCAUUUUUUUUUUGAAAACCAACAAUUCAUAAGAAAAUGAG
Ruditapes philippinarum (Manila clam) is the source of this 3798-nucleotide messenger RNA. RefSeq names its product xanthine dehydrogenase/oxidase-like. Gene Ontology annotation, molecular function: iron ion binding; oxidoreductase activity; FAD binding. Lineage: Eukaryota; Metazoa; Mollusca; Bivalvia; Venerida; Veneridae. The record is from RefSeq and is a predicted model, not a curated record.